AUGAAAUACAACCGCUUCUUCUCCUACUGCCUUCCGUCAAUUUCCAGCUCCACCGGCCAUCUCACCUUCGGCAAAGGAGGAGGCUCCGCUAACGGCGUCAAGUUCACCAAGCUCACCACGUUAUCCAAAAGAGCUUCAUCGUUUUAUGGCCUCGGCCUCACCGGCAUCAGCGUCAACCGGCGCCAGCUGCCGGUUGCGUCCUCGGUCUUUUCGUCUGCGGGAACCAUCAUCGACUCGGGGACGGUGAUCACGCGGCUGCCGGCGACUGCGUACAGGGCGUUGAGGGACGCGUUUCGGGAGGGUAUGAAAAACUACAAGAUGACUAUGUCGAUUUCGCUGCUGGACACGUGUUACAAUUUCAGUGGCUACAAGACGGUGUCGUAUCCGGGUAUUGCGUUUAGGUUUGGGGACGGGGUUACGGUGGACUUGGACCCGGCCGGGAUAUUGUAUGUGGUAAGUAGUUUGCAGGCUUGCUUGGCGUUUGCGGGACACAAGGAUGAUACUGGCUUGGGGAUUAUUGGGAAUGUUCAACAGAAGAGGUUGGAGGUGGUGUAUGACGUGGCUGGUAAAGAAGUCGGAUUUGCCCCUGCAAGUUGCCCCUGA
Prunus armeniaca (apricot) is the source of this 603-nucleotide messenger RNA. NCBI's taxonomy places the organism in Eukaryota, Viridiplantae, Streptophyta, Magnoliopsida, Rosales, Rosaceae. The record is from the annotation of a GenBank genome assembly.